UCCUGGCGGAGAGCCUUCAGUUGCUGCGUGACCCUCGAGGAGAGACCAGAAACUCCGUGAAUCAAAGAUGUUGCUUCGAUUUGCGACCCUCGCGAUGCUCUUCAUCGCCCUGACGAUGGGAAAGGACACGGUGUGGCACAAGCCGGGCUGCCACAAAGUCGGGCACACAAGGAAGAUCAGCAUUCCCGGAUGCGUGGAGUUCCACCUGACGACCAACGCGUGUCGCGGAUUCUGCGAGUCUUACGCCGUGCCCUCGGCCUGGGGCGCUGUGAUGAAGCCCGUGAAGCCCGUGACGUCCAUUGGGCAGUGCUGCAACAUCAUGAGCUCGCAGAAUGUGAUCAGGGAAGUGCUGUGCCUCGACGGGUAUCGGAAUGUCACGUUCAAGUCCGCCACGGAUUGCUCCUGCUAUCACUGCAAGAAGGACUGAGCCAGGAUGUGAGAGAGGAAGAGUGUCUCUGAGCCAUGAAUGAUAAAUAAAGAUUCUAUUCCGCACGAUAAA
Messenger RNA from Phlebotomus argentipes, 499 nucleotides. It is a transcript of the gene Gpa2, whose product is annotated as thyrostimulin alpha-2 subunit. Gene Ontology annotation, molecular function: hormone receptor binding. The transcript is spliced from 2 exons. Gene Ontology annotation, biological process: cell surface receptor signaling pathway. The record is from RefSeq and is a predicted model, not a curated record. NCBI's taxonomy places the organism in Eukaryota, Metazoa, Arthropoda, Insecta, Diptera, Psychodidae. Bases 68 to 427 code for a protein of 119 amino acids.